AUGUUUAAGAAAUUGUUGAGCAAAAAACUCAAUUCAUCAGAAUUGCCCCUUGAUUAUAUUAUUAUGAAAGGUUUACGUCCUGUGAUAUGUCACGGGCAGAAUAAUUGGCAUUCCCGGAGCGCGUCACACGUUGGACUUAUCUGGCGGCGCGAGAUGUCGCAAGCGCGGGCUGCAACGCGCCUCGUUAGUUUAGAACAAGUCUUUCGCCAGCACAUUAAGGCGCCGUCGCCGGCCGCCACGCGCUUCCGCCUCGCCGACCUUGCGUGCACGAUAUUUCCUCAGAAGGCAGUUGAACGAUUCGAAAAGUUC
Brenthis ino (lesser marbled fritillary) is the source of this 309-nucleotide messenger RNA. NCBI's taxonomy places the organism in Eukaryota, Metazoa, Arthropoda, Insecta, Lepidoptera, Nymphalidae. The record is from the annotation of a GenBank genome assembly.